This is a messenger RNA of Larimichthys crocea (large yellow croaker), 2116 nucleotides long. RefSeq names its product glycogenin 2 (gene gyg2). The transcript has 9 exons. Gene Ontology annotation, molecular function: glycosyltransferase activity. NCBI's taxonomy places the organism in Eukaryota, Metazoa, Chordata, Actinopteri, Sciaenidae. The record is from RefSeq and is a predicted model, not a curated record. Bases 354 to 1541 code for a protein of 395 amino acids.
AUUUGAAGCGUUCCAGCAGUGUUCAGAUGGAAUAUACAGGAGGGCAGCUUGUGAAGGUUGAUGCUGUUGCACAACACCUGGCAGAGUUCACUUUCCACUGGUUGAAUGACCAGUUGAACAAACAGAUGAGCGGACAUGGUUCCACUCUUCACUCCACAGAUAAAAACAGAAUUCACAUGUGACUUGAAGGCGCAGCCUCAGAUAGUAACUCAUCCUCUCAGUAUUUAAGGUUCCGGCAUCAGCUGAUGCAAAGAUGUCAUCUGUAUAAGAGGCUGUCUGCAUCAGAGUGAAGAAGAUUCCCCAUCGCCUUCGUGAAUAAGUAAAGUCAAAGGAUUUGUAUUAAGACACUGAGAAUGUCAGCUGGACAGGCCUUCGUCACUCUGGCCACCACAGACUCGUACUGCAUGGGCGCUACAGUGGUCGGCAAAAGUUUAAGGCGUCACGGGACUACUCGCAGCAUCGCCGUCAUGGUCAGCCCGAACGUCUCAGAACAGUCAAGGCUUGCCCUUGAGAAUGUGUUUGAUGAGGUCAUCAUGGUGGAUGUGAUGGACAGUGAGGACCGUCUCCACCUGUCCUUGCUGGGACGUCCCGAGCUCGGCGUCACCUUCACUAAGAUCCACUGCUGGACUCUGACCCAGUACAGCAAAUGUGUCUUUCUGGAUGCUGACACACUUGUCCUGUGUAACGUGGAUGAACUGUUUGAGAGAGAUGAGCUGUCAGCAGCCCCUGAUCCCGGCUGGCCUGACUGUUUCAACUCCGGCGUGUUUGUCUUCAGACCUUCUCUCCGCACCCACGCCAGCAUCCUGGAUCACGCCCUGCAGCACGGCAGCUUUGAUGGAGGGGACCAGGGCUUGUUGAACAGCUUCUUCAGCAGCUGGCCGUUGGAAGACAUCAGUAAACAUCUGCCGUUUGUCUACAACCUGAGCAGCAGCUCCUUCUACAGCUACCUCCCUGCUUUCCAACAGUUUGGCCGCAAUGCAAAGAUCGUCCAUUUCUUAGGAGCGAUGAAACCCUGGAGCUCCGGCAGUCAGAAGGGUGACAGCCACUCACACAUCAUGGAACAGUUUGUAUCUCUGUGGUGGAAAGAAUACCUCAGUCACUCAACAUCGUCCUCUCCACUAGGGGAACAGUUCAGUCAAGACUCUGAGAAACCGCAGCAGAUCCAAGAACGAGAAGCCAAGAUGCCAUUUAGAGAAACAUUGGAUGGCUCCAGUUCACUGCUGCCACAUUUUUCAACCCCUUCUGAGAGGCUUCAUUCACCGUCUGAACCGGAGACGUGUUCCCACACAGAUACCACACCCUUGGAGGAAGAGUCAAGAACACCUGAGGAGACAGAGAUCCAGGACACACCUUUAGGAGCAGAGGGGGUGGAGGUCAGCGGUGAAGCCUCAGACACUGGAACACACCCUCAGAAGGCCGCAGACACGGAGACGGAGCGUCUGGAGCAUCGCAGGCUGUGGGAGGCCGGGCAGGUUGACUACAUGGGCAGAGAUGCCUUCGACAACAUCCAGAGGAUGCUGGACCGCUUCCUGGAUUUAUAAAUCCCACACAGGACUCUGCAACCCCAAACCGACCUCUGCCCUUUAGCUCAGUUUCAUUUCCUCUGAGGUAGAGUUUAGUCUGCACCCAGUGAAUAGCUGGACUGAUUUUCUAGACUGUCAUGUCUUGAUUUGACUGAUUUAUGUAUUUCAAAGGCAGAGUUUCAAAGACUUCUGGCACAAAGUGGUAGUAGUACAAUGAUAGGACUGAGAGCGGUGUAUAUUCAGUCACCCACAUGGGGACUAUGAGACUGACCUGGGGACUGAAACAUAUGGACUGAACCACUUUUAACCAGAAUUGUUUGGUUUUUUGUGUACUGUUGAAAAUGUCUUGGUGGAUGUCAGUAAACAUGAUUCUACAGAACUGUGCUUUUCUUUUUGUCGAGAGGAAUUUCAGUUGUGCCAUAUAAAGUUAACAGCAGCUAAUGGCUAACUUAAAGGAUAAAGGCUAAUGUUAUUCUGGAUUUAUUUUUUUUGUUAAUAAAUACCAUGUGAAGACCCAAACCAACAAAACAAACCAUGUCUGUGGCUCCAAGCUCCAAGCCCAUUGUUCCCUAAUGAAGACAUAAAUCUUUAGA